AAGGCAUUGUAAACAAGCCAACCUCGUUUCUAUAAUUUUUGAUUUGGAUGACAAUAUUGUAAUUCACCUCUGAUUUUAUAAUUCCAUAUGAAUCAAUUUCAUCAAUAAAUUGCCGACAAAACAUGCACAAUUUGAUUGAUACUGGGUGUUCUUUCUUCGUAUGUGUGGUCCUGUGAAGUAUUUAUUUGUUAUUUAUAAGAUAGGAAAGUAAAAACAACCCCCAUUACAUUUUACCGGUCUCAAUUUAAAGACUAGUACGUACCGGUUCACUUCCGCAUUACCCGCGCUAUGUGUACAAUGCACAGCAUUUAAUAUGUACCACUACCAGUGCAGUACAUACACAUGCCGUAUGCGGUACCUUGCACGACACAAUUCUCAUUGAUCUGCAACGUUCUUUGAUGUUUUUGGAUAAGUUUUUGUGAGAACAAGCCGAGCUUGCUUGCCACAGUAAACCUCAGCUCAUUCACUGUUCUAUGCAAGAAACACAAAUCUACACUGGUCUACGGUACGUCUACAUGGUCUACACUACCAGACUGCACCACAGUUCAGACUGUGCAUGAUGAUGUUUGUUGGAAUUGUUGCAACAUGAUGACAAGUUGACAUUGCUGAGCCUUGACUCUUGAGGACACAUUGAUAGUCUAAAAAGACGUUGCUACAACUAGAACUGGCCCUAGACUCUAUCAGUAUUCAUGUACAUACAUAUUGGAGUUGGAGUUCUUCUCAAGCUCGAUCGAGCUGAAAUUGAGUUACGAUAACAUUACUCGGCUCAUUUAUUGAUUGGACCUUUACAGGCUUUAAUUAAGGCCAGAAUCUACUUUUCAUCAUGGCGCUUGCACCCAAAGUGAUCAUGACCUGGUUCUUCACGCUUCUGUUCCUCAUCCUCCUGGCCCUGCGCCUGGACCAGAACACUAAAUGGAACUGGUUCAUCAUAUUCCUCCCGCUUUGGAUCUUUGACUUCUUGGUCCUCUGCAUCCAGCUCCUGCGGAUCAUCACCCACAUCAGGACAGGCCACGACCGCCAUCUUGAGAUGACCAUGUCAACCAAGAUUUUCUUCGUCAUUGGAAUAGGCCUCAAGCUUCUGUUCCAGGUCCUGCUGUGUGUGCGGCUGGAGUACAAGCACGAUCUGGCCCUGUUCUAUGUUUUCAUACCACUCUGGGUGAUGCUGUUAUUUGGAUCUGUUCGGUUGACCCCCUGGCUUGUGAAGCAGACAUGAUUGUGAACGAAACUUAUCUCAUUAAUAAUAGACCUUUUCCAAAGAAUCCUUUGAAUCUAAUUUAUCUUGAAUUCAAGAAGUACCAUUUAUAAAUAUAUUUUUUUGUAUUAAAAGUAGCAGAAAUGUUGAUGUUAUUGUCAGUACUAGAAAAACUCAUUAUUUCUUUAGAAACAGUCAAACAGGAUAUGGCCACAUCAUGAAGUCAUUUUUUAAAAAGACAAAAGAAGCAAAUAUGAACAUAUUUCUCUCGUUAAACAUGUGUUGUGAUAGCAUGAUAUAUUUUUCUAUAUUCGUUGCUAUGCACAUUUGUUGUUUCUUCUUUUUCCUUCAAAGGAAGGGUCUCUUCCAAAAGUUUUUUAAGUGGUCCAUAGAAGGAUGAAGCUAGAGAUGUCAACAUCUAGAACGAA
Strongylocentrotus purpuratus (purple sea urchin) is the source of this 1620-nucleotide messenger RNA. RefSeq names its product transmembrane protein 60-like (gene tmem60). The transcript has a single exon. Lineage: Eukaryota; Metazoa; Echinodermata; Echinoidea; Camarodonta; Strongylocentrotidae. The coding region runs from base 824 to 1213 and encodes 129 amino acids. The record is from RefSeq and is a predicted model, not a curated record.